This is a messenger RNA of Hibiscus syriacus, 1339 nucleotides long. RefSeq names its product 4'-phosphopantetheinyl transferase HetI-like. The record is from RefSeq and is a predicted model, not a curated record. Gene Ontology annotation, cellular component: cytosol. NCBI's taxonomy places the organism in Eukaryota, Viridiplantae, Streptophyta, Magnoliopsida, Malvales, Malvaceae. Gene Ontology annotation, molecular function: holo-[acyl-carrier-protein] synthase activity; magnesium ion binding. The transcript is spliced from 6 exons. Bases 175 to 864 code for a protein of 229 amino acids.
GAACCCAAAACUUGAUGGUACUUUGAUUUAAUUCUCAGAGUAGUGAAUUUUGAUUCGUAGUUUCCAGUUUUGGUGUUUGCAGGAGCGGUUGGAGAUGAAUAUACGAUGCUUCCAGCGGAAUUUUUCUGCUGCUUUGCCUCCUUUGGUUCCCUUGCAGCUUCCGUCUCCUAGUUAAUGGAAACCCAUCUUUGGUACAUAUUGCCUGAUGAGGUGAAGAGUUGGGGUCUUUUAAAUCAGUAUUCUGAACUCUUAUCCCCAUGUGAAAUAGAGAGUGUUAACCGAAUGCGUGGAGACCAACUAAAGAAAAGAGCUCUUCUUGCUCGAGCCUUGGUUCGCACUACCAUUGCCAGAUAUCAGACAAAUUGUCAAAUGAAUCCCAGAUCUUUGAAAUUUAGGAAGAAUACGUACGGGAAGCCUGAGGUGGAGUGGCGAAACGAGGACAACUUCGGCCCACUGCCAUUGCAUUUUAAUCUCUCACACACAUCUACUAUGAUUGCUUGUGGUGUCACAGUAAAUGUGCCAAUUGGCAUUGAUAUCGAAGAGAAGCAACGAAGGACAAAAAACAAUUUAAUAGCCUUCGCUCGACGCUAUUUUUCGGCUUACGAAGUGAAAGUUUUAACUUCUAUAUCAGAACCUGAAGUUCAGCGUCAGGAGUUUAUCAAAUUAUGGACACUCAAAGAGGCAUAUGUAAAAGCAUUGGGAAAAGGCUUUUUGGCUGUACCUUUCAAGACCUUCACUAUUCGAUUUAGGAACACUACUACGCGGGACUUUCAUCCUCCUGGAAGUUCAGUUUCUGAGGUUUUUACAACUUGGUAUAUAUGGAAUAUAAAUAGAGAAACGACAUCAUUGAACGUUUAUGAAUGAAUUGUAUCGGGAGUUUUUUAUUAACACCGGUCACGUUGACAAGCAUCUGAUAUAAUUGUUGAAUCACCUGAUGACCCCACGAAUCCUACGAACAAUUGGCAAUUCGCACUCCUGGAAGUGUCUGGUUCUCACCAUGGUGCCAUUUGUAUAGAAAAGGAUAGAAUUGCUGGAGGUAAGAUUCUGAUAAUUGGUUUAAGAUGGUCGUGGAAUACAUGUUUGCUAAAACUUCAACAUUUUGUUUGCGUGAAGCAAAUGCACUGAUGAAACUGUCUCUGGAAAACCGUUCCAUUCGUUGAAGAUGUUUGUCUCCGGAACCGACGCAAUCAUAGACCUAGGUCACAUAAUUGAGCAAUAGCAGCAAUACACUGGAAUGGUGAAACUAAUGUAACAUUAUAAAAUUUGACGACGUUGUAAUCUGUAUUAUCCGCAACUACUGUUUUGAGACUUGAGUAGAAGAAAUCAAUGCAUUGAUUCU